Molecule: messenger RNA, 162 nt
Organism: Sparassis crispa
Lineage: Eukaryota; Fungi; Basidiomycota; Agaricomycetes; Polyporales; Sparassidaceae
Exons: 2
Coding region: 1-162 (53 amino acids)
Source: RefSeq, a predicted model, not a curated record
AUGGUGUUCGCCUCUCGCACGUCGCAGGGUUUCAUCACCCCACAGCAGGUCGGAGACGUCGAGGCGUGGGCGGGUCGGGCGGUGUUGGAAGCACUAACGGGCUUUGUGAUCGACCAAGAUAGAUUACACGAUGAGGAGGGGAGUGUGUGGGAACUGAAGUAA